AUGACGACGACGAACGAGGGGCUGGGAGAUGCUGCCAGGAAGUACCCUUGGGCCUCCGCGCGUGUCAUCUUCCCCGAUAAGCCUAUGAAUUUGUUGCAUACGCUGCCUGCAGGUUCGGAGAAGAACGCCCUCAUCGCGUACCGCAACAACCAAUUGGGUCACCAGCACACCGUUGUGCUCAUUGCCGGGUACCUUACGCCCUUGAAUCUUUACGGCCAGGUGAUUCAGAACUUUUCUGUUGUCCGUCACGCCCGCAUCGUACAGCCCACAGACACCACAAGCUUUCAGUAUACCUUCACCCCCGACGCGAUGCUGGAGCCGAACGACUACACCCUCAUUCUCGGUCUUUACUACCAAGACAAUGUCACCAACCACACGUACUUCGCCACCGCCUUCAACAACACUGUUACCGUAGAUGAGUCGCUUGAAACGGAUCCAAAGAUGAUUUUGUUGUAUUUCAAUUUGCUUCUGCUCUUCGGUGGUGUGGCGUAUUUUGUGGCCUUGAAACUGGGUUUAGUGGCGCUCCUGCGGGAAAAACGUGGUGGAGACUCCAGCCGGCGGCGGGUGGAGGUAGGCACCAACGGUGAGGGGUAUGACCCCGAUUACGUCAGCAAAGAGCACCACCGAUACAAGGAGGCUCUGCUGCAGCGCCACUCUUCCUCCUCUCCAACAAAAAAGAGGAACUAA
Messenger RNA from Trypanosoma cruzi, 687 nucleotides. RefSeq lists its product as uncharacterized. The transcript has a single exon. Gene Ontology annotation, cellular component: endoplasmic reticulum membrane; endoplasmic reticulum. The coding region runs from base 1 to 687 and encodes 228 amino acids. The record is from RefSeq and is a predicted model, not a curated record. Lineage: Eukaryota; Euglenozoa; Kinetoplastea; Trypanosomatida; Trypanosomatidae.